Molecule: messenger RNA, 4665 nt
Organism: Lineus longissimus
Lineage: Eukaryota; Metazoa; Nemertea; Pilidiophora; Heteronemertea; Lineidae
Exons: 3
Coding region: 69-1157 (362 amino acids)
Source: RefSeq, a predicted model, not a curated record
CCGCGCCGUGGUUGGCGCGAGACUGCAAUCCAUUAUAAUCGCAAUGGCUGCCCUCACACUACCGCGAUAUGUGCCGGGUGUUAAAAGAAAAUGCUUGGAACAGCUGCAAGGAUUUCUCCAGUGACCCUGUCAUCAAGGCCGCUUAUGUAGAAAUACGAGGACUUGUUCCAUCGAAGUAUGCAUAUUCCAAAGCAGCACAUCUUGAGGUACUCAUGGAACCCAUGGGUGGUAAGAUUUACAGAGCUCACCAGUGUGAACCAUCAUAUCUUACAUGGAACAAGAUCGAUGGCCUUAAUAAAGAAGAAUUCGAACCCCUACCUGAGACUGUUCUUAAUGACAUAAGAGCCUUUAGUACUUCCUGCAAUGCUGCACUUCAGACGGUUGUAUGCCUUAAAAAUGGAACUGGUGGCUGUGGGGAUCCCAGAUGGAGUGACAAAGGGGACAUUGAGAUCAGUUGGGACAGGGCUCAAAGAGGCAUCAAAAGAGCAUUUGUGAACAACAUGGCUAAUGGGACAGGCAGAGCAGGAUUACAGGUGUGGUUGCAGAAGUUAGUUGACAUACUGAACCUUACCCUCAUUGAUGUUAUGAACAUAGGACAUUCUUCAAAAAAUGAUGCCACUGGACGUAAAAUAUCUUUCAAGUUCUUUGAUCGUGGUGAUGGUGAAGAUUCUUCCCUCUCUGAUAAUUCUCCUCUUAAGUCAUCCCCAGCACGAUCAUCAUCACCAAGUUCAGAAUCUAAUACUGAUGUCAUUAAAACAUUUGUGCCAGACAUUGUAUUAUACUUAGAUACUGGACGAGCUGGGGGAUUUGUCAAAAUUUUCCUGAUUGCAUCUCUCAAGAAAGGCAGCAAACUAAUAGAUGUUGAGAAAAAAGAAUUUGUCCUUGAGCUUGUUUCACAUAUGACUUAUCAAAAUGAAGUGUAUGGCAUUCAGAUAUGUGCCAUGCAGGCUGAGGUAAUCCAUGUUAAACGAACCACUGAUGAAAUCUUAAUUUCCAAAAUAGCCGAAUACAAUUUCAGAGAAGGUGUUAAUUUCAAUAUUGACUCGUUUACUGCUUGCACCAAACUGUUGGGUCAGAUAAUCCUGAAAAUGAAUGUAUCAAAGGUUACCUAUGUUCCAUACAAGCAAAUGAAAAAUUCCCCAAAGCGAAUGAAGUGAGGGAUCUUUUUGUCCAUUUUUAGCUCACCUCUUAGCAGAGGUGAGCUUAUCCCAUACCGUGGCGUCCGUCGUCCGUCGUCGUCGUCGUCGUCGUCGUCGUCGUCCGUCGUCGUCCGUCGUCCGUUAGCAGGGCACGUUUCGUAACUGUUAGAGCUAUUGAGUUGAAACUUGGUACACAUGUACCCUUAUGUAAUGACACCUGGGAGACCAAGUUUCGGUCCGAUUCGUUUCAUGGUUUGGCCACCAGGGGGCCAAACGUUAAAAGUGAAAAUAUGCAAUAUCUCCCUUAAUAGUAGUCGGGAAAUUUUGAAAAAAAUAUGGUAGGUACUUCUAGCAAUGGUGCAUCAUAUAUCCUCCGGGUUUUUGAUUUGACCUCCUUUUCAAGGUCACAGAGGUCAAAUGGUGUAAAUUGGCCGUUAGGAUGUAACGAUGGCACGUUUCUAAACUGCAAUGACUAUUGAUACCAAAUUUGGUACACAUUUACCCCUUAGUCAGGUGAUCUCAGGGACCGAAGUUUGGUCCAAUAUGAUUCACCACUUGACCACCAGGGGGCAAAAUCCAAAAACCUUAAAAAUGUGAUUAUUCCUUAACUUCUUGCCCGAUUGCCACCAAUUUGAUAUCAUGGGUACAUCUAACCACCAUACAGUAUAUGUCACACAGGUUUUUAAUUUGACCUUCUUGUCAAGGUCACAGAGGUCAAAUGGUGUAAAUUGGCCGUUAGGAUGUAACGAUGGCACGUUUUUAAACUGCAAUGACUAUUGAUACCAAAUUUGGUACACAUUUACCCCUUAGUCAGGUGAUCUCAGGGACCGAAGUUUGGUCCAAUAUGAUUCACCACUUGACCACCAGGGGGCAAAAUCCAAAAACCUUAAAAAUGUGAUUAUUCCUUAACUUCUUGCCCGAUUGCCACCAAUUUGAUAUCAUGGGUACAUCUAACCACCAUACAGUAUAUGUCACACAGGUUUUUAAUUUGACCUUCUUGUCAAGGUCACAGAGGUCAAAUGGCCUAAAUUCGCCGUCAGGCCGUAACUAUGACACGUUUCUUAACUGCAAUGACUAUUGAUCACAAAUUAAGUACACAUGUACCCCUUGGUCAGGUGAUCUCAGGUACCGAAGUUUGGUGCGAUCUGAUUUGCCGUUUGGCCUCCAGGGAGAGGGCCAAAUCCUAAAUUCUUCAAAAUGCCAUUAUUCCUAGUAAUGACUUGCCCGAUUGGCACCAAUUUUAUAUCAUAGGUACAUCUAAUUCUAACAACCAUUCAAUGUGUCACCCGGGUCUUCUUUGAUUUGACCUGCUUUUCAAGGUCACAGAGGUCGAAUGUACUGUAAAUUGGCCAUUUUGGGGAAAUUGUAAUUGCUUGGACCUACAUCAAACCUAACACUACAUGACACAAGACCAUGCUCUUUAUCCAUCUUUCCUCCACAUGAGGUGAGCACAAUGGCCCUGGCCAUUUCAUUGAAAAUGUUGAAACCCAGCCUGCAGUCCAAAAUCUCAACCUUUCACCCCAACCCCUAGUAUCUAUGUAUUUGCCAAAUACAUAGAUACUAGGGGUUGGGGUGAAAGGUUGAGUUGCAAAUUGCAGUGCAUGAGCAACUUUUAAAGAUGUGGAAUGCUAUUGGCACAGUCCUAAGUCAUGAGGCUAGCAUUUAGCUAAAUACCCUCAACCAUGACACGGAAUUUUGGCUCGAUCAGACAUCCAAUAUGGCCGCCAGGCCAAUUUCACUUUGGCUUAUAACUCAUUUAUCAUGUAAGUCAUGAUGUUCUAGGCUUGUUUGCCUUGAUCUGAUAUACAAAAUGGCUGCCAGGUGGCCAUCCUGAAAUCUUGUCUAUCCUUCAUUUUUGAGCAGAAAUGUCAGUUGUCGCGAGGUGAGCACAUGGUCCCUGUACCAUUUCAUUUCCUCAGAUUCAUCAACUCAGAGCUUUCAGCUACCCUCGGUGAAUGUGUUGGUGAUUACUCAGAAUGUUUUUAUGUCUGAGAAAUCCAUUUUAAACAACCAGUAUCUGUGCUUGGUUAUAAGAGCAUGCGCUUAUAGAUGAGAAAAAUGCAUAUGCAGAGAAGUACGGAAUAAACUCCCCAAACGUGUAUAUUAUUAGCUUAUUCCUACAUGUCCUACGUAUAUGAUGUACAGAAUUCGAGUUUGUAUUCAAAUAUCGUUAUGCACCGCUACCGUGCAUCAUUUACUAUGCAUAAAUUAGAGCCUGAGCUGCAUCUAUAACGGGAAGUCACUGCGCCUAUAUUUGGAACACCACGGUCAGUAAAAUUAUCAGCGCAUGCGCUUAAAAGUAUAGGUGGGAAAAGUAUAGGUGGCAAAACAGCCCCAAAACACUCAGUUUUCGUUUAUAAGCGCAUGCGUUUAUAUUCGCGCUUAUACGGUAAGUUGGUUUACCCUAUGAUGAAAUGAAUGAAUUCGAUUGAUGAUUGAUUGAUUGAUUGUCAAGGUCAUUCUACAGAAAAUAUCAUCUUUUUAUGAUCACAAUUUUUGAAGAAUGACCCAUUAAUGAAUCAAUUAGGCCUACUGGUAUUUUUUGAUUGGCUUAUGCUUUUAGAUUUUUCCUUGUUUUGUAAAUGAUGUACCGUCACCAUUUAUGUAUAAACAUGCAUUUAACCCAAAUUACUAUGCGACAGUUGUCACCUGUACACCUUUAACCUUUGUCUUAAUCAAGCUUAACCAACAUUCCCUUCACAAUGGACUCAUACACUUUUGUGUCAGAUCAAUUUAGGCGAUAAUGUACCCCUUUUUAAUUUCUAACAAUGAUUUGAAACUUGAUUACAACACAGUUUAAGGUGUAUGGGUGUCCACUCUAUACUAGUAUUAUGUAUCUUAUGGUAUAUGUUCUGUUACUUUGAUAUCUUGUUAUUCUUGUAUUUGAAUUCCAUAUCCCUAGGGAGUGGACAAAAAUUGCAGUUCAGACCAUUUUGGCCUCUGUUUUCAACGAUGACAGUUCCUUUUGAUCAGGCAUCGCCACAUCGCCACAGGUCUCUUGAUAUUAGCUAUCCCUGCUGAAAUGAACUCUUUGAACCAUAUCUGGGCAGAAUAGAUUCUUCGACGAAAAUGCUUCGGGGCUUUCAGCAAUUAAAGGUCUUUAAACACUAUUGCAUUUUCACCCUCGGGGGGGGGGGGGGGGUGUCCAUUACCUGUUGUGAUUGAGCAAUGUGGCACAUAGUAACUAAAGGAAAUGGGCUGCAGGAACUUGAAAACGCUUCAGUGUGUGAAGACAUUUGAUAAGAAAUCAUUCAAAAUGGUCGUUGACAGCGGCAAACAAUGUAACCACCACUGGUCACCACCAAAGCGAUCUAGCUAAUAGGCCAGUCACAGCAUGAUCACAGUGAGUGGUCUCUCAGUGCAGUGGGCUACAGCGCGAAGUUCUGCAUAUUUCCAGUUGCGCGACCAGUUUAGUUGGAAAAAAAGCAAGCCAUCCUUUGUGGUACAAAUGUAUUAAAAUGUAUUUUGUCUUCUAAUAAAUUGUGCUCUUGUAGCUGCGUAUUCAAACUGCUGUUGUGGUUGCUCU